Scomber japonicus (chub mackerel) is the source of this 2458-nucleotide messenger RNA. RefSeq names its product integrin, beta 8 (gene itgb8). Gene Ontology annotation, cellular component: integrin complex; focal adhesion; cell surface. Gene Ontology annotation, biological process: cell migration; cell adhesion mediated by integrin; integrin-mediated signaling pathway. Lineage: Eukaryota; Metazoa; Chordata; Actinopteri; Scombriformes; Scombridae. The transcript has 16 exons. The record is from RefSeq and is a predicted model, not a curated record. The coding region runs from base 71 to 2458 and encodes 795 amino acids. Gene Ontology annotation, molecular function: integrin binding.
CUCCAGUAGCUGCACAGCCUGCUCCUCUGCCUCCUCGCUCCGGUCGUCCUCCCGGUGAGGAUAGGAUAAUAUGACUUCCUGGCUCCGCACAUACGUCCCUCUGUGUCUCCUGCUCGGCUUCUUAGGGGUCUACGCAGAACCGGGUGACAGUGCGUGUUGGUCUCCUAGUAUCGCUUCUUGUGCUGAGUGCCUCAGACGUGGACCACAGUGUGCCUGGUGCUUCAAAGAGGACUUUAUGGAUGGAGCGGGCCCGAGCCAUCGCUGUGACCUGCCGGUGAACCUGCUCAGAAGAGGCUGUGGACCAGAGUUCAUGGAGCAGUCGGAGAUUAAAGUGGUCAACACCACCACCAGCAGCACACAAGUGUCCCCACAAGACAUCAGCAUCACCCUCAGACCCGGUUCAGAGGCCAGCUUCAGAGUGGAUGUGAAGCAACUGGAGCGUUAUCCUGUGGAUCUAUAUUAUCUGGUGGAUGUAUCGGCAUCUAUGCAGGAAAACCUUGAUCAUCUGAAGACGGUGGGUGUAGCUCUGUCUCUUCGUAUGAUGGAGCACUCUUCAGACCUUUGGCUGGGUUUUGGCUCAUUUGUGGACAAACCUGUAUCCCCUUACAUCAAUGUCCAUCCCUCCAAGAUCAACAACCCCUGCAGUGACUUUGAAAUCCGCUGUCGUCCAGCCCACGGCUUCCAUCACGUCUUAAGUAUGACAGGGAAUAUGAGUGAGUUCACACGUGUCAUCAAACGCCAGAGGAUCUCCGGUAACAUGGACACACCUGAGGGAGGACUGGACGCUAUGCUGCAAGCUGCUGUCUGCCAGAGAGAGGUGGGUUGGAGGCCAGAAUCCAAACGUCUGCUGCUCCUGAUGACCGACCAGCCGUCCCACCUGGCCCUGGACAGCCGCCUGGCAGGAAUCGUCACGCCAAAUGACGGCCUGUGUCACAUGGAGAACAAUGUCUACACAGCGAGCACCAGGAUGGACCAUCCCAGUGUGGGCCAGUUGUCUGAUAAGCUGCUGGACAGCCAUAUCUACUCUAUCUUUGCAGUGGAGAAGCAACAGUACCAGUGGUAUGAGGAGUUAGUGCGUUUGCUGCCUGGCUCCUACCUGGGAAAGAUAGGCUACUUCCAGGCCCCAAACCUCAUAGAGCUGGUGGUGGAUGCAUACAAGAGGUUGUUGUCGGAGGUGGCGGUGUCAGUGUCAGUUGAGGAAAAGGCAGCCAGCAGGUACUGGGUGUCUGUGUCUCCCAUCUGUCCUGACGGGUCCACUGCUAGGGACCAGAGCUGCUUGGGGGUACAGAUCAACCAGACGGUUUCUUUCAAUAUCACCAUCGGCCUGCGAUCUUGUCCGGAUGAUGGUGAAGAUGAAGACAUAACAGUGACGAUUCGCCCUGUGGGUUACAACGAAUCCACCAUUGUUAGGGUUCACGCUAAAUGUCACUGUAGUUGUGGACCAACAGGACUCUGCCGUGAUGGCAACCAGUCACCAUGCAGCGGGACUGAAGAUGGCACCAAUUUGGAGCAGAGGCCAGAUCGGGGAUUUCUUAAAGACUCAAGCAGAGAUUCAAACUGGAAUUGCAGAGCAGAUGGGUCUGAUGUGGACUGUAGUGGUCGGGGAUUGUGUGAAUGUGGGAGGUGUGUGUGUGAGCAGAGCAGACUCGGGACAGUGUAUGGGAAACACUGCGAGUUAGAUGACUUUUCCUGCCCUUAUGAAGGUGGACUGCUGUGCGGAGGACGGGGUAUGUGUGUGUCAGGUGAAUGCGUGUGUGAGGACAGCUGGACAGGUGAUAGCUGCAGUUGUCCCAUCUCCACAGCAACAUGCCAGUCGCCUAAUGGCCUGCUGUGCGGUGGGCAGGGCAGGUGUGUGUGUGGAAAAUGUGUGUGUGAUGACAGCCAAUACUCUGGAAACUUCUGUGAGAGAUGCCCUGCUUGCCAAACCACCUGCCAGUCAUCCUGGAAAUGUGUAAAGUGCCACCUGUCUCAUGGUCUCACGCAACAAGAGGCGGGCCACUGCAAUGACACUUGUGCUUCAUUGGUGGGCUAUACGGAUGAUGUAUCAGGUCAAGUGGGAGAGAUGUGGAUUCAGUGUAUGUACAUCAGUAAUGACAACUGUCGCUACCGGUUUCAAACGAGCUCAGAGUCUGGACUGAACCAGCUUCACAUUAGCACAAGACCAGAGUGCACCAGCAACAGCCGGCUGGUAGGAACCUUCCUGAGUGUGUGCGCGCUGACAGUACUGUGUGGGCUGGUGGUGGUGGCUGUGUCCAGACUAGUGCUGCAGAAGAGAGGCUGGUCACCAGGGGACGCCAUUGAGGAUGCAGACUAUCACUGCACUGUCAAGGACCUGUCAUACAUUCCUACAACCAAUGAGAAGACAGUUACCUACAGGAGGGACCAUCCACCUGAGCGGCCCGUGGAGAUGCACAUCCAAGUUUCCAAGGUGCCCCUCGGCGACCCCUGGCAUUGUUAG